UUAUAAAUCUUACAACCAUGAUACUAUGAUAUGCCCCUACCGAGUGAAGCAUCAUUCAGCUAUCUUGGAAUUCCAAUCAAACCUGGUGGACUUAUUGACACUGCUGUCCUCAUUAAUCUCAACACUAAAAAAGCUGGAUCCUCUAUGAAUCAAAUUUCUUCUCUUGGAGUCAAUCACAAAGGGUUUAACCGCUUACUCUUAGUACGCUUCUACAGCCAAAUGAUACGAUCACAAAUGGAAUAUGGUCUUGCUAUCUGCACCUUGAACAGUAGUCACUUUACAAAACUUGAAGCUUGUCAAAAUGAAUGCAUUCGACGUAUUUUUGGUGGUUCUGCUAGAUCAUCAACCAAAGUAAUGCUGCACCUAGUACAACAACCUUCAAUGACAACCCGAGCUACUAUUCUGCAAGCCAAACACCUUAUUCGAUCAAUGCAACUACCCGACGAUACAUUACUGAACAAACUUCUACCUCAUCUUCAAAUGUCCAGCAGUCAUUCCCACUGGUAUAAACUAACAGUCAACCCACUCUGGAGAGAAUGUGCCCCUAUCUUGGACGAACUUGAUAGGAAGGUUUUCAAACGGCUCCGUCUGCGUUUUCAAAAAACUCAAUAUGAAAACCUCUGUCAGGGUUUAAAGUCCAAGCUUAUUCGUACAUGUCGUCCUCAUAUGAUCGUCGAUCCAAUUCUUUGGCUGCCCAUGACGAAUACGAAAAGAAGCCAAGUCCUCUGCUGGUGCCUCGGUUGGCUACCUGGCGGUAUACCUCGUUCAUGUCCCUAACAUCCUUCUCAAAUGUUCAGUUGUACUCAUUCGAUUGAAUGUCUACAUAUGCACCAUCGACUCCAAAUGCCAAGAACGGUCACCAACCCACUCUCCUUCCUGCUAAACCAACUACCUAUUAAAAAGCUAAAACACUCACAGGAUGUGGCUCCUUGGACAAUCCGUUGGCCAGCUAUUUGUAUCACUCUACAUGAAAUAGAUUACCUCUUUCAUGAAAAGCUACCUCCAGAUCCUCCCUCAGAACCUAAUUCACUACUGAUGAAAUAGUUACUCAACUAACAGUGCUAAUAUCCUUAUAUUGUUUAUGAAUUUUAUCUUACUAAUCUUUUUUUUUUCCAAUCACCUUAUUUCUGUCUAAAUCAUUAUAUUUAUUUUACCCUUUUACACAUAUACUUUUAUCCUUUUCCCUUUUGUCUCAAAAGAGGGUUUUUCUUACUUAUACACUAUUAGAACUGACUAGGGCAAUACAGCAGAUGAAAAAUGCUAUAUGCUCAUUUGG
Molecule: messenger RNA, 1276 nt
Organism: Cokeromyces recurvatus
Lineage: Eukaryota; Fungi; Mucoromycota; Mucoromycetes; Mucorales; Mucoraceae
Exons: 1
Coding region: 31-777 (248 amino acids)
Source: RefSeq, a predicted model, not a curated record